This is a messenger RNA of Urocitellus parryii (Arctic ground squirrel), 495 nucleotides long. RefSeq names its product olfactory receptor 2L2-like. Lineage: Eukaryota; Metazoa; Chordata; Mammalia; Rodentia; Sciuridae. The record is from RefSeq and is a predicted model, not a curated record. Gene Ontology annotation, molecular function: G protein-coupled receptor activity; olfactory receptor activity. Gene Ontology annotation, biological process: G protein-coupled receptor signaling pathway. Gene Ontology annotation, cellular component: membrane.
AUGGAAAAUUAUAAUCAAACGUCAACUGAUUUCAUCUUGCUGGGAUUGUUCCCACCAUCGAGAACUGGCCUUUUCCUCUUGGCACUCACUAUGCUCAUCUUCCUACUGGCUUCCUUUGGCAACCUGUCCAUGAUCCUGCUCAUCCUCAUGGAUGCCCGACUCCACACACCCAUGUACCUCCUCCUCAGUCAGCUCUCCCUCAUGGACCUCACUUACAUCUCCACCACUGUCCCGAAGAUGGCUUCCACUUUCAUCCUGGGAAACAARUCAAUCUCCUUCACUGGAUGUGGGGUUCAGAUCUUCCUCUUCCUCACUCUAGCAGGUGCAGAGGGACUGCUGCUGGCAUCUAUGGCCUAUGACCGUUUUGUGGCAAUUUGCUUUCCUCUCCACUAUCCCAUCYGCAUGAACAAAAGAGUGUGUACGCUCAUGAUAUUGGGGUCUUGGAUGAUGGGCUCUGUCAACUCCUGUGCUCACACUGUAUAUGCUCUGCAUAUC